Prunus persica (peach) is the source of this 696-nucleotide messenger RNA. RefSeq lists its product as uncharacterized. The record is from RefSeq and is a predicted model, not a curated record. Bases 1 to 696 code for a protein of 231 amino acids. The transcript is spliced from 7 exons. NCBI's taxonomy places the organism in Eukaryota, Viridiplantae, Streptophyta, Magnoliopsida, Rosales, Rosaceae.
AUGCUUCGGUCCUUUGCUUAUUAUGGUUAUUCUCUUGUGGCAGAACAUGAAAUCCAGCACCUCAGAGAAAGCAACCUUGAGCUUGAAAAGGAGCUGAAGGAUCUCAAGUCACUGAUUGAGGUGCAGAGGUUGGCUGAUGAUCAGGUGGCAGAACAUGAAAUCCAGCACCUCAGAGAAAGCAACCUUGAGCUUGAAAAGGAGCUGAAGGAUCUCAAGUCACUGAUUGAGGUACAUAGGUUGGAUGAUGAUCAGGUGGCACAAGAAAUCCAGCGCCUCAGAGAAAGCAACCUUGAGCUUGAAAAGGAGCUGAAGUAUCUCAAGUCACUGAUUGAGGUACAGAGGUUGGCAGAUGACCAGGUGGCAGAAGAAACCCAGCGCCUCAAAGAAAGCAGCCUUGAGCUUGAAAAGGAGGUGAAGGAUCUCAAGUCACUGAUUGAUGUACAGAUUUCUGGUGAUGAUCAGUGGGAUGACUCAGUAGUUGAAGACCUGCCUAGCCCAAGCAAGAAUGCUAUUUCACCAUCGAAGGAGGACAAGGAUAGACUUGCUAGGAGAAGAAAAGGAAAGAAGUGGUCCUCUUUGGAAGAGGACACCUUGAGGGCUGGUGUUGAGCAAUAUGGAGUGGGGCGUUGGAAGUUGAUCUUGACCAGCAACCAGGACAUCUUUGGAGAGAGAAACGCAGGUGGAUUUGAAGGAUAA